AUGCGGCAUCUAGGCAAAACCUCCGCAGCGCUUGACCUGUCGUCCAAGAGCCGCGACAAUUACCUUCGCCUGUUGGUGCUCGUCCUCACCGCCGGUCAAUACGUCGACACUUCGUUCGAUUAUGCUGCGAAGAUCCUGGAAACAACGCGGCAACUCGCCUCUGGGCUCGGUGCAGUCACAUCUGCCGCCGCACCGGUUGACGCUGCAGAUGGCCGCACGAUACGCUCUGCGCAAGCGCAAGGCAAGGACUCAAACCUUUAUCAAGUUGGACAUGCACGUGCAGGAUUGUGGAUUGGGCAACGUUUUUCUGAGCUAUAUCGACGUGCGGGCGAAUCGUCCAAAGCUGCUAAGCAAAAUGCACUCAACGACGUCUUUGUGCGUGCGAUCGCCGCUACCAACGCACGAGCGACGAGUGAAGCGUAUAGCAGUCUUUCAGUAUUUCGGGAUUUCGACGCUAUGUUUCCUAAAGUGGAGCCACCGGUUGAGCCUCCAGUUCAGUUGUCAAAGGAGCAAGGCAAGAAGCAGAAACAACAAAAGACGAAGAAGGAAAAACGAAAGCAUACGCGUGCUACGACAGCUUCGACACUCGAAUUGUUCUCACCACUCGAGACUAGAGGAGUGUGGAGUCGGGACACGGACGGUGAGGAGGGUUGGGGGACGGAGCCGCCAAGUUCGCAAGCCACGUCGACGUCGUCUACACAGGGGUACCGACAUUUUUCCCAAUCUUCGACGCAGUCGAGCUUUUCAGCGGCGAGCAGUACGGGCACGCGCCACUCGACGCGUUCCUCGCGUGGGCCACGAAAAAUAUUGGUCGAGAGUGAUGAUGAAGAUCAUCCUGCUGGUCAUCGAGGAGAGGAAGAUGAUGAGUGGGAAGAGGAAGAAGAGGAUUAG
Serendipita indica DSM 11827 is the source of this 891-nucleotide messenger RNA. NCBI's taxonomy places the organism in Eukaryota, Fungi, Basidiomycota, Agaricomycetes, Sebacinales, Serendipitaceae. The record is from the annotation of a GenBank genome assembly.